GCGGAGGGACCGAGACGUUUCCCCCGCGCACCAGACACUCUCGCGCUCUGCAAGGCGGGUUGUGUUUGUCUGUGUGUGUCGGUCUGUGCCUUCAAGUCGAUUCACAUUUCUGCGGGAGUCGGUGUGUUUUAUCGCCGGUGCAAGCAGCUCGUCAUGUCGGACACGUGGAGCAACAUCCAGGCUCACAAGAAGCAGCUGGACUCCCUGCGGGAGAGGCUGCAGCGGCGGCGGAAGGACCCUGCGCAACUGUCCGCGGAUGGCGGAAGCAGCGCAGAGACUUCCACGGCUCGGAGCGACAGCCCAGCUCCAUCCACUCCUGUCACGUCUCCGGAGCCGACAGAGAAACCACCAGAUCCUGAACUGGAGAAGAGGCUAUUGGGAUAUCUGUCGGAUCUGAGUAUCUCACUCCCUGCGGACUCUCUCGCAAUCAUGAAUGAACUCAACAGCUCUGCAUCAGCUGUUAGUCACGGGUGCAUCGUGAGUCUCCUGCUCAAAUUCUCAGCUCAGGAGCUCAUCGAGGUCCGACAAUCCACCUCAGCAUCCUCCUCCUCCUCUGCCUCAGCCUCCUCCUCCUCUGCCUCCUCCUCCACGGUCGUCAUAGCUGUGGACCACACAAAACUAUGGGCUAUGAUAGGAACUGGGGCUGGAGCCCAACGGGCCAGCGUCAAGAGAAAAGCAGAGGAUCAAACCCACAACAAAAGAACUGCGGGCUUCUCGCCCUUGCUACAGAGAGCUGCUUCUCCGCCACGCGCAUCCGCCACCUCUAUCACGCCAGCUUCCACCACACCGCUGGCAGGGCCUUCAGCAUCGGGGAGCGGGGCUGAGAAGAAGGGCAGGAGCAGUAAGAGCCAGUCGUCUCAUGUAGACAUGGAGAUCGAGAGCCUCUUGAACCAGCAGUCCACAAAAGAGCAGCAGAGCAAGAAGGUGAGCAGAGAGAUUCUAGAGCUGCUAAAUGCCAGCACAGCCAAGGAGCAGUCCAUCGUGGAGAAGUUCCGGUCCCGGGGCCGAGCUCAGGUCCAAGAGUUCUGCGACUGCGGGACCAAAGAGGAGUGCAUGCGCUCCGGCUACACGCCGCAGCCAUGCAACAAGCUACACUUCCGGCGCAUCAUCAACAAGCACACAGACGAAAGCCUCGGCGACUGCUCCUUCCUCAACACGUGUUUCCACAUGGACACCUGCAAGUACGUCCACUAUGAGAUCGACAGCCCCCCAGAGGCCGAGGGGAGUCUGCUCGGGCCCCAGGCCGGCACCACGGAGCUGGCCCUCCGCACCGAGGACUCAGACAGUGACGAGGGAAAACUCUUCCCUUCACAGUGGGUCAACUGUGAUAUCCGCUUCUUAGACGUUUCCAUCCUGGGUAAGUUUGCUGUGGUGAUGGCCGACCCUCCCUGGGACAUCCACAUGGAGCUGCCCUAUGGAACACUGACUGACGACGAGAUGAGGAAACUCAACAUCCCCAUCCUGCAGGACGAUGGCUUCCUCUUCCUCUGGGUCACCGGCAGGGCUAUGGAGUUAGGCAGAGAGUGCCUCAACCUGUGGGGUUAUGAGCGUGUUGAUGAAAUCAUCUGGGUGAAAACCAACCAGCUGCAGAGAAUCAUCCGCACUGGGAGGACGGGCCAUUGGCUGAACCACGGGAAGGAGCACUGUCUGGUGGGCGUGAAGGGAAAUCCACAGGGUUUCAAUAGAGGUCUGGACUGUGACGUCAUUGUGGCCGAGGUUCGCUCCACCAGUCACAAGCCAGAUGAGAUCUACGGCAUGAUAGAGAGACUCUCACCCGGCACCCGGAAGAUCGAGCUGUUCGGUCGACCCCACAACGUCCAGCCCAACUGGGUAACUCUCGGAAACCAGCUUGAUGGAAUUCAUCUUCUGGAUCCUGAGGUCGUGGCUCGGUUUAAGAAGCGUUAUCCCGACGGCGUCAUCUCCAAACCCUAAAGCGCUCAUUGAUGAGAUCAUCUGUUGGUCAUAGGUCUAGAGAAGUUUGUCUAUAGGUUGUUUUUGUUCUUUUCUUUUUUUUUUAUAUAUCUGGAACUACUUUUUAAAAUAAAAAUUGUGAACAAGUUCA
This is a messenger RNA of Pleuronectes platessa (European plaice), 2062 nucleotides long. It is a transcript of the gene mettl3, whose product is annotated as methyltransferase like 3. NCBI's taxonomy places the organism in Eukaryota, Metazoa, Chordata, Actinopteri, Pleuronectiformes, Pleuronectidae. Gene Ontology annotation, molecular function: mRNA m(6)A methyltransferase activity; mRNA (2'-O-methyladenosine-N6-)-methyltransferase activity. Gene Ontology annotation, cellular component: RNA N6-methyladenosine methyltransferase complex; nucleus. The record is from RefSeq and is a predicted model, not a curated record. The transcript is spliced from 11 exons. Bases 154 to 1932 code for a protein of 592 amino acids.